Messenger RNA from Acanthosepion pharaonis, 1629 nucleotides. Lineage: Eukaryota; Metazoa; Mollusca; Cephalopoda; Sepiida; Sepiidae. The record is from the annotation of a GenBank genome assembly.
AUGAGUUGCAUCCUUGGACGAUCUCAUAACUCUGCGGAUUAUACACCUGACGAAAAGUCUCUGGGAAAAUCUAUUGAGGUUGGAGACUCCCAGGUGAUUUGGAAAGAAAUUGUUGACGGGACGGAGCUAACAGUGGAGACCAAAUUCACAGAUAUUAUGGCUUUUCAACUAAGUAACACAGGAGACUGUGACAAUGCCGACUCCUUAUUGACAAUCACUUACAUCCAAUCUCGUCCCGAUUGCAAAUUGGUCACCGCCGAGGUAACCUUUCAGGGCAAAAAACAAGAAACGACAACCCUUCAUGAAAAAAUAAAAAACAAAAUGGCAGACGUUUUAUCGGCCCGACCCCGGAAGCUGCUUGUUUUCAAAAACCCUUACGGCGGAACCGGAAAUGCUUUAAGCAUAUUUUCUCGCGUCCGACCCAUUUUUGACAUAGCUGGAAUUACAUGCGAAGAAGUUGUUACGACAAAAGCGAAAGAUGCUGAGGAACGAAUACAAAAAUUCAACCUUUCACAGUAUGACGGUGUGGUUGUGGUGGGAGGAGAUGGUCUUCUGUCCGAAGUAGUCAAUGGAUUGACACGAUACGCACAAAACAAAGUCGGAAUCAACUAUAAUGAUCAUACUUUGCAGCACGCCCCCUGCAGUCUACCAAUUGGAAUUAUUCCUGCAGGAACCGGAAACAUCUAUGCAAAAAUGUUCCACGGCAUUCGAGAACCAACUACAGCAGCGCUUCAUAUUAUUCGAGGAUUGCGAAAAGCCAGCAAUUUAUACAGCAUCCAUCAAGAUGGGAAACUCUGUGCAUAUUCGAUUUUAGUUUUUGGUUUUGGCUUUCCUGGUGACCUCAUCAAAUCAAGUCAGUCCAAAAAAUAUUUGGGACGGUCGAAAUAUUUCUUCGCUGUCCUGGAUUCGAUCCUCUGGAAACACGAUGCUUAUCGGAUGAAACUUUCUUUCCGCCAAGUCUUUUCACCAGAACAAGAGACAACAGAGAAAUCCGAGACUGAUAUGAAGACAUUGGAAGGUGAAUAUCACGCUAUCGAAGGUUUUUCCAUGAAUUUCAAAAAAACGGAAAAUUCAUUAUUACCCAAUUUCGGUGAAAAUUUCGCAAAAUUUGUUCUCGUCAAAAAAUGUUCACGGCUUCAACAUCUCGUCUUUUAUGAUCUUCUGCACAGUCAAAAGCCAAACGCUUACGACCUUGGCUAUAUUGACUGCGUGAAUGCAGAAAGUUGCCGGAUAGAAUUACUCGAACCUGAACUCCUUCGUAGACGAAAUAUGUAUUUAAAUUACGACGGUGAAUUAUUACCCAUCACUUCCAGCAUCGUCGACAUUAGGCUCCACAACCAAAUAGUUUCCUUCUACGGUGUCUAUUUCUAUCUAUCUAUCUAUCUAUCUAUCUAUCUAUCUAUCUAUCUCAGUCUGUUCAUAUCUAUCUAUCAUUGUUUACAUAUCUAUCGCAAUCUGUUUUUAUCUCAGCCUGAUUUUACCUAUGUGAGUCUGCUCAUCUAUCUAUCUAUCUAUCUGAAUUUUUUUUCUGUCUGUCUAUCUGAUUUUUUUUAUCUGUCUGUCCGUCUCAAUUUCUUUUCCUCUGUCUGUCUGUCUGUCUCAAUUUGUUUCUGUCUAUCUGCUAUAUGA